AUGAGAACUGCGUCGUCGCUCGCGCUCGCGGGCCUGCUCGUCGCCAAGGCAGCGGCAACCUGCGACAGCAACAAGUUGACACCCGAGAAGCUGGCUGCCGAUAUCACGACCGGCGAGCUCCAGAACAACCUCUGGAACCUCAACCACAUUGGCAACCUGAAUGGAGGUAACCGCGCCUUUGGCCUGCCCGGCUACAAGGCAUCGGUCGACUAUGUGCUCGGCCGUGUUGCUCGCGAAGACUUCAGCAGUUUCACCACCUGGACCCAGUCCUUCGUCGCCUUCUUCUCGCAGACCCGCAGCCUUGAGCUUACUGGACCUGAUGGCGAGGCUGUCGAGACCGUUGCCAUGCUGUACAACCCGGGCACUGAGCUGCCCGACGGCGUGACUGCCCCACUAGUCAGUGUUCCGGUCGAUGAUGAGCGAGGCUCUGGCUGUUUCGAGGAUCAGUACGAGGGCAUCGAUGUCGAGGGCAAGAUUGCGCUCGUCCGGAGAGGAGUCUGCGCCGUCUCGGACAAGCUCAAGGUCGCCAAGGCCAAGGGUGCUCUUGCGCUCGUCAUGUGGCACCAAGCCGAGGGCACGCCCACCGUCGCUACUCUGGGGGUCGAGAACAUUGGCCUUCUCAUUCCCAUUGCCACUGUCUACAAGGCAGUCGGCGAGGCCUGGGUCGCCCGCCUCGCGGCCGGCGAAGAGCUGACAGUCCACCUCGUCAUCGACGCCAUCUUUGAGGACCGCGAGACCUGGAACGUCUUUGCCGAGACCAAGGAGGGUGACCCCAACAACGUUGUUAUGCUUGGUGCCCACCUCGACUCCGUCCAGGCCGGACCGGGUAUCAAUGAUGACGGCUCCGGCACCACUGCCCUGCUUGAGAUUGCCACCGCGCUGCGCAGGUACACGGGCAUCAAGAACAAGGUCCGUCUCGCCUGGUGGGGUGCCGAGGAGAGCGGCCUGCUCGGCUCGCUGCACUACACCGAGACGCUGCCCGCGGAGGAGGCCGACAAGAUCCGUGUCUACUUCAACUACGACAUGAUCGGCUCGCCGUUCCCCGAGUUCGCCGUGUAUGACGGCUCCAACGCAGGCGACCGUGUCGUCUCGCAGCCCCUGUUCGACUAUCUUGUCGCCGCUGGCAAGCCCGCCUACUACGGCGGCUUCGGCUCGUCCUCUGACUACGUCGGCUUCCUGCAGCUCGGUAUCCCGUCGUCUGGCCUGUUCACCGGAGCCGGCGCACCCACCGACCCGUGCUACCACCUGGCCUGCGACACGCUGGACAACAUCGACUGGGACGGCCUGACCGUCAACGCCAAGGCUGCGGCCACUGUGGCGGCCAAGUUCGCUCUGGACCUCGAGGGAGUGCCCCCACGCACCAAGACCACAGUCAACAAGCGUUCGCGCAACUCGAUCCGCGCGCAGUUCCAGAAGUGGGCCAGAGCCAAGGAGUCUGGCGUGCUUAACAAGUCCUGCUCGCACGGCGAGAAGACUACCGUGUAG
Messenger RNA from Microdochium trichocladiopsis, 1485 nucleotides. RefSeq names its product peptidase-like protein. Lineage: Eukaryota; Fungi; Ascomycota; Sordariomycetes; Xylariales; Microdochiaceae. The transcript is spliced from 3 exons. Gene Ontology annotation, biological process: proteolysis. Gene Ontology annotation, molecular function: metalloexopeptidase activity. Bases 1 to 1485 code for a protein of 494 amino acids. The record is from RefSeq and is a predicted model, not a curated record.